Molecule: messenger RNA, 1539 nt
Organism: Aspergillus ibericus CBS 121593
Lineage: Eukaryota; Fungi; Ascomycota; Eurotiomycetes; Eurotiales; Aspergillaceae
Product: Zn(II)2Cys6 transcription factor domain-containing protein
Exons: 4
Coding region: 144-1370 (408 amino acids)
Biological process (GO): regulation of DNA-templated transcription
Cellular component (GO): nucleus
Molecular function (GO): zinc ion binding; DNA-binding transcription factor activity, RNA polymerase II-specific
Source: RefSeq, a predicted model, not a curated record
ACACAUCCCUGCCCGCCUACUUAGCUGAACGACCCGCGGGACGUGACUUUCGACUCACAUCAUCCUGCAUUUGCCCUCGCGCUUCCUACCGUCGCCCCGGUCCCGUCUUUUUAAGCAGCUCCUCUCGCACGCUCGCUCUUCCAAUGUCCGGCAAUCCCAACGAUCACAGCGACCCGAACCGGCCGGGCCCGUACCGCAAUCCUAACGAUUAUACCGACCCUAGUCGGCAGGGCCAGUAUCCACCGCCGCCUCAAUGGAAUACUAGUCAGCCUGAACAACCGGACGAUAAUCCAGCUGCUCAAUAUCCGCCGGCCUCUCAGUACCCCUACCCUCCGGCCUCGUACCCUCCGGCCUCAUACCCCCCAGCUUCAUAUCCCCCAGCUGCAGAUCACCAAUAUCCACCCCCAACACAGUAUCCGCCGCCGUCAAACAUGGCUGCUAUGCAUCCCCAUGUCCAGCCCCCACAGGAUCCAUACCGUCUGCCACCACCUCCCGGUCCCUACCGUCCUGGAGAUGUGUACGCCCAACAGCCACCGCCGCCGCCUCAAGUAGUCUAUCAAGCUGCUGCCCCUCGUCAGCGGACUGCCAUCGCGUGUCGCUACUGUCGGAGACGAAAGAUCCGCUGCUCAGGAUUCGAAAGCUCCCAGGAUGGUCGUUGUAGCAACUGCAUUCGCUUUAACCAGGAGUGCAUGUUUACACCUGUCUCGUCCCAGGCGCAAGCCUUUGUGCCUGCCCACGCCGCAUACCCGCACCUACGGAAUGCACAGAACCAAGGACGCGGUGCGGCUCCCGGGGUCAUGCUCUACGGCGCUCAUGGUCAACCUCUUCCACCCCAGCAGCAGCCCGAAGGCACACUUCCACCACCGCAAGGAAUGUAUCAGCAUCCCUAUGGAAAUGCCCCUCCUCCCCUUGCAAAUGGAGCCCCAGAUCAUAGGCCCAUUGGUCGUCGGGGAUCAGGCUCCGGAUUCGAAUAUCCAGACCCCACCAAUCUUGCCCCGGUAACGCCUGCAUCGUCUGCAUCUGGAUAUCAGACGUAUAGUGCAACGAGCCCCUACUAUCCUCCUCCUCAACACGAUCGGCGCCCCUCUCCACAGUCUUACCCCUACGACGGUCGUCAUUCCUCGUCUCCCCACAGCUCGCCCUAUCCCCCCAUGCACUCCAACCAAGGUGCGAUGACCCCUCCCCCAACGUCCACUCCCGGUGGUUCGUCUCGCAGUGGACUCAAUGUGCGUGACAUGCUGAACCCUGGAGAAGCCCAGGGUCAAGGACAAGGGCAAGGUCAGGGCCAAGGCCAAAAUCAAGGCCAGGGUCGCUCUAGCACCGAUAGUGAUAUGCUCAAUGCAUUGAAUCGUCGGGGCUUGGGCCAAUAAUGCACGGGGAUAAAAACAGCGCUUCCGGUCGACCCGUUGCUUUUGAUCGGUAUCAGGGUGGAUUGGUGAAUUUGCGAUUGAAGGAGGUUGAAAUGCAGUAGAAGGUGGCAGGGUCGACUUCGUCGUUGGUUGAUACGCAAGGUUUGUGUGCUGGUCACACUGCAACGAG